UAAAUAAAUAAGAAUCGGCAAUGGAAGUGUGAAAAGACUUAGGAACUAAAUUGGGCUCAGAGAAUUUUGUCUCUGUUUGAGAAGUAUGAGCAUUCAUCGCACGAUAUUCGGUUAACUUGAUAUAAUAUUGCUCCUACUGAUUGCAGGGAUUCUUUAUCUGGUGGCCCAGCUAGAGAAAAGCGAGAUUAAGUGUGCAGAGACUACCAUAGAGCAAGGAAAAGACUUUAGUGAUAAUGAUAUAAAUUUGGAAGCAUGAAAAAGUGACCAAGGUAAUCAAAGACUUCAGAAAUCGUUGUUUAAACCCCGAAACAAAAGCUUUCCUCAGCCCAAACAGUCCUCCAUUUCCAGAGAAGAAGAGAGCACCUGAUCAAGCUUAGAAGGAGAGAAGAAUAAAAUAAGAGUUGAGCAUUAUAGAGAAACUGACUGGAAAGAAGAACUUUUGAUCUACAGGAGCUGUCUGAAGAAGAGCAAAGGGGCUUCUUUCAAGACAACAAAGAUGGAAAAUCUUUUAACUGAAUAAUAA
Molecule: messenger RNA, 523 nt
Organism: Moneuplotes crassus
Lineage: Eukaryota; Ciliophora; Spirotrichea; Euplotida; Euplotidae
Source: the annotation of a GenBank genome assembly